AUGAAUAAUCUGUUGUUUAUGUCCUUCAGAAAAUAUUGCAAUAGUUCUCACAAAAAUUCAUCGCAACAUCCAUUAUUUGUUGGCGACACUGAUAGAUUCAAUGGUAUCACCAUAAAUACAGCUGAAGAAAAAUGCGAUUUAAAAUAUUUUACAAAAAAACUCCAAGGAGUUGGGGCCUUGGUAUUCAAUGGUAAGAAUGAACUCCUAGCCAUAUCAGAAAAACAUUAUCAAUAUCCUCACUGGAAACUUCCAGGUGGCUAUGUAGAAAGUGGAGAAGACAUUAAGGAUGCUGCUCCUCGAGCACAGGCGCAGAGAGUGUGCGUUGGAGAAAAUAAAAAAGGGGCGAAGGGAAUCACUGAUUACGCGUGGCACUCAUGGAUAUACUCUGUAUAUACCUUGAGAGCUGUGGUCAGUGACUCCAAUUCUGAGCUCACACCUCCAAGUUAUGCCCCUCGG
Iphiclides podalirius (scarce swallowtail) is the source of this 456-nucleotide messenger RNA. NCBI's taxonomy places the organism in Eukaryota, Metazoa, Arthropoda, Insecta, Lepidoptera, Papilionidae. The record is from the annotation of a GenBank genome assembly.